This is a messenger RNA of Symbiodinium sp. CCMP2592, 2142 nucleotides long. The record is from the annotation of a GenBank genome assembly. NCBI's taxonomy places the organism in Eukaryota, Dinophyceae, Suessiales, Symbiodiniaceae.
AUGUGUAUUCCCAGAUGGCAAGUGGCUGUCGACACAACAGCGCAGCUUCUUGCUGCUCAGAAGAAGGUCGAGAACCACGAGAAUGAGCUCCGGGAAUCCGUGCUUGCAACGCAGAGAUUGCAGGCGACAAAUGAUGAGCUCACGACCAAGUUGCAGUGCUCCGAGGAGGCUUUGCAGGACGCCAGGGCGAAGGCCUUGCAGCAUGCCUGUGCAGAAGAACAGGUGCAGAUGAAGUACAGCGAGACGGUUGCAGCAGCACAGGCCUUGCAGGAUGCGAACGCGGCAUUGCAGUCCCAGGUGGAAGAGCUUCAGACGCAGGUAGAAGUAAAGCAGCAAAAGCUCACGGCCGUAUCGCAAACCCUGGAGGCCGAAACUGCCGAUGCCGCCGCACAGCUCGUCGCUGCCCGACAGAAGGUCGAGAGCCAUGAGAGUGAGCUCCGGGAAUCUGUGCUCGCAACGGAGAAACUGCAGGCGACAAAUGAUGAGCUCACGACCAAGUUGCAGUGCUCCGAGGAGGCUUUGCAGGACGCCAGGGCGAAGGCCUUGCAGCAUGCCUGUGCAGAAGAACAGGUGCAGAUGAAGUACAGCGAGACGGUUGCAGCAGCACAGGCCUUGCAGGAUGCGAACGCGGCAUUGCAGUCCCAGGUGGAAGAGCUUCAGACGCAGGUAGAAGUAAAGCAGCAAAAGCUCACGGCCGUAUCGCAAACCCUGGAGGCCGAAACUGCCGAUGCCGCCGCACAGCUCGUCGCUGCCCGAAAGAAGGUCGAGAAUCAUGAGAGUGAGCUCCUGGAAUCUGUGCUCGCAACGGAGAAACUGCAGGCGACAAACGACGAGCUCACGACCAAGUUGCAGUGUUCGGAGCAGGCUUUGCAGGACUUGGAGUCACAGAAGCAAGCGGCCGCGGCAGAGCUAGAGAUCUGCUCCACGGCCGUUGCACGUGCCGAAGCGGACAAGAUGGAACUGCAGGCCAAGUUCGCUGAGCUUCGCGGUCAGCUUUUUGCGGCCGUGCAGGCGCAGGAGGCAAGCAAGGAGUUGAUUGAAGCUCUUCGUGGAGAAGUAGCUUCCGCAAGUGUGCUUCCAGAGGUCGAGAAGCUGCAGGAGAGCUUAUGUUCUACUCAGUCGGAGCUUGCAGAUGCAGUGACGGCGAAGGAACGCCUCCAGGCAGACGUCGACAGACUGAAGUUCGCCGAGAUCAAUGCCAAUAUGACCAAAAGCGCCAAGGACAGAGCCGAAGCACAGGUGAAGGAGCUAAAGCUUGACCUGGACCAUUGGCGUCAAAAGGCGCUCAGCUUCCAGAGAGACGAGGACAGAGCAAAGCGGCAAAGCCAGGACAUUUCUAGCUUGGAAGUGGAAGUCAAGGAUUUGCACCAGCAGAAUGCACAGCUCCUGCUCACGUUCCAGCAGUUCAAAACAGAGCUGGACACGGCACUGGCUGAGAACCAUUGCUUGCAGGAGACGAUCGACAUGUACGAGAUGAACCUUCAGCGCGCUACCGACCAGAAAGCUGAGCUUAUGGGGCACAGCAACCCUAAGCAGAAGAUCCGACACAUGGUAAAUUUGAAGGAGGAGAACAAAGAAUUACGCGAGCAGCUAAAGAAGGCGAAGCAACGCAUCACCCAGCUGGGAGUGUCACGCAAAGGAGAGGGUUUGCUUGAAGCCUUGGCCUCCUUCUCGCAUUCGCACAGUGUAGGUGAUCAGUUAUCUGUUUCAGCCAGCCCCUGGGGACCUGAGACGCCCAAUGCAAGAGGUUCAGAAACGCGAACACCCAAGCGUCCGGGGACGCCAACUCGAAAGCCGGCUUCCGCUCGCGGGGCUCGGUCAAAUCCUCACGAGGAGGAGUACCUCGCAGCCCGCAUGGAAGAAGAGCGAAGGCGGCAGAUGCAGGAGCGCACGGUGGAGCGCAUGCAAACAGACUUCCAGCACUUCAUUGCAUUGAUCGAGAGAGCUGUGCUGUCCGAAGAUCGCGUGGAAGAUGCACCGAACCCCGCAGCUUUGCUGGAGCGGCUCCGGGCUGUUGCCAGCAAGCGCGUGGAGAUCGCCACUCGGUCCUCUCGUCCAGACGCCGACGCGCCUCUAGAGCUUGAAAUAGCAUCUGAGUGUGACUUGGGGCUGCAGGUCGGAGAGUGUGGGGACACAGCGUGA